This is a messenger RNA of Tyto alba (common barn owl), 3913 nucleotides long. It is a transcript of the gene AFAP1, whose product is annotated as actin filament associated protein 1. NCBI's taxonomy places the organism in Eukaryota, Metazoa, Chordata, Aves, Strigiformes, Tytonidae. The record is from RefSeq and is a predicted model, not a curated record. The transcript has 18 exons. Gene Ontology annotation, molecular function: SH2 domain binding; SH3 domain binding. Gene Ontology annotation, cellular component: cytosol. The coding region runs from base 154 to 2601 and encodes 815 amino acids.
GCCCAGUCCCGUCUCUCCCCGCCCCCGGCGCGGCGCAGCGCGGCGCGGUGCUGGCUGCGCUCCGCGGUGCUGCGCGUCCGGAGCUGCGCCCGCCUCCGCUGCUGCGCGGAGCCCGCUUUGUGCCGGCAGCCGCGGCAGGACGGCCGGAAAGCCAUGGAAGAGUUAAUAGUUGAGCUGCGCCUGUUUCUUGAACUUCUGGACCAUGAAUAUCUAACUUCCACUGUCAGGGAGAAGAAGGCAGUAAUAACUAACAUUCUCCUGAGGAUACAGUCAUCAAAAGGUUUUGAAAUAAAAGAACAUGUACAGAAGCAAGAAGUCACCAACAGUUUGCCAGCGCCACCUCAAAUGCCUCUGCCAGAAAUACCUCAGCAGUGGCUGCCACCAGAUAAUGGGCCUCCACCAUUACCAACAUCUUCCCUUCCUGAAGGCUACUACGAAGAGGCAGUGCCACUUAGUCCUGGGAAGGCUCCUGAAUAUAUCACUUCCAAUUAUGACUCAGAUGCUAUGAGCAGCUCUUAUGAAUCCUACGAUGAAGAGGAGGAGGAUGGAAAGGGGAAGAAAAUGAGACAUCAGUGGCCUUCUGAGGAAGCCUCUAUGGAUCUGGUGAAGGAUGCCAAAAUCUGUGCCUUCCUCCUUAGAAAGAAACGAUUUGGGCAAUGGACCAAAUUACUGUGUGUUAUCAAAGAAAACAAACUACUGUGUUACAAAAGUUCCAAGGACCAGCAGCCCCAGAUGGAGCUGCUCCUGAAUGACUGCAGUAUCACAUACAUUCCCAAAGACAGCAAAAAGAAGAAGCAUGAGCUGAAAAUCUCACACCAAGGAGCAGAUGCCCUGGUUCUGGCAGUGCAGAGCAAAGAGCAGGCAGAACAGUGGCUAAAGGUUAUCAAAGAUGUGUGCAGCAACUGUACAGGAGCUGUAGAUUCCGAUGGGCCAUUGUCUAGUUCUCCAGUACACAAGGCAGAGCUGGAAAAGAAGCUGUCUUUUGAGAGGCCAAGCUCAGAUGGGGAGGGUGCUGUGGAAAAUGGCAUCACUACCGUGUGCAAUGGGAAAGAACAAGUGAAGAGGAAAAAAAGUUCAAAAUCAGAAGCCAAGGGCACUGUGACUAAAGUAACAGGGAAAAAAAUAACGAAGAUCAUUGGUUUAGGAAAGAAAAAGCCGUCAACAGAUGAACAGACCUCAUCAGCUGAAGAAGAUGUUCCAACUUGUGGAUAUCUCAACGUGCUCUCAAAUAACCGUUGGCGUGAGCGCUGGUGCAGAGUGAAAGAUAAUAAACUAAUUUUCCACAAGGACCGGACAGAUCUGAAGACACACAUUGUUUCUAUCCCUCUCCGUGGCUGCGAAGUCAUCCUGGGGCUGGAUUCGAAGCAUCCCCUGACCUUCCGCCUGCUCCGAAACGGGCAGGAGGUCGCUGUGCUCGAGGCAUCCUCCUCUGAAGACAUGGGCAGAUGGAUAGGAAUUUUGCUGGCAGAAACAGGGUCUUCGACAGACCCUGGAGCUCUGCAUUAUGACUACAUCGACGUGGAAAUGACAGCAAGUGUCAUCCAGGCUGCAAAACAGACCUUCUGUUUCAUGAACAGGCGAGUUAUUUCCACAAAUCCGUAUCGGGGAAGCACUGCCAAUGGCUACGCCUGUCCGAGUGGAAUGGCACUUCAUUACGAUGAUGUUCCCUGCAUAAAUGGAUCGUGGGAACCAGAAGAUGGCUUUCCUUCUUCUCGUAGCAGGAACAUUGGAGAAGAAAUGCUUUAUGAUAACGCAGGCCUGUACGAUAACUUGCCGUCUCCAAAAAUCUUUGCACGCUAUCCGCCAGCUGACAGAAAACCCAAUAAGCUAUCUACUGACAAACUCUCCUCUAACCAUUACAAAUACCCUGUCUCAUCCAAUCUGUCUUCUGCUCAGUCUGUCACUAAUAACUCUGCUGUGGGGAGGGGAUCUGGCUCGCAGUUCAAAGGCAAGAAGCCUCCUGCAGCUGCUAAUGGGAUCACUGGAAAAGGGAGAGCUUUAAAUAGCCAGCCAAAGAAAUCUGAAUCAGUGUCAUGUGUGAAGCGCACCGCGUCCAAUGCAGAGCAGUACAAAUAUGGCAAGAAUCGUGUGGAGGCAGAUGCAAAGAGGUUACAAAGCAAAGAGGAGGAGCUGCUGAAGAGGAAAGAAGCACUCCGGAAUAGGCUGGCCCAGCUCCGAAAAGAAAGAAAAGAUCUACGUGCUGCCAUUGAAGUCAAUGCUGGCAGGAAGACUCAAGUGAUUCUUGAAGACAAGUUAAAGAAGUUGGAAGAGGAGUGUAAGCAGAAGGAGGCUGAGCGCGUAAACCUGGAGCUAGAACUGACUGAGGUGAAGGAGAGCCUUAAGAAAGCCUUGGCAGGUGGCAUCACACUGGGCUUGGCUAUUGAGCCCAAGUCAGGAACAUCAAGCCCACAGUCUCCAAUUUUCAAGCACCGAACACUGGAAAACUCUCCAAUCUCCAGUUGUGAUACCAGUGAUACUGAAUGCUCAAUACCUGUAAACAGCGCAGCAGCUCUGAAGCGACCUCCCUCAUCAAAUAAUUCUCCGUGUCGAGGCCAUGUCCUUCGAAAAGCAAAGGAAUGGGAGAUGAAAAAUGGAACAUAAGUGUAGCAAAACCACUCACUUUCCAUAAAGGCCUUACCUAUUAUGGACCAAGACAUAGGCUGCAAAAGACUCAUCUGAAAGGUGGUAUCAAGCGAUACAACAUAAGAGUUUUUAUAAUUCUGUUAAGUUAAUGGUAGCUCGGCGCUAAUUUGCCUGUAUUCCCUCUACUGUAUUUCUGUGUAACUUUGUGUGCCCCUUUCUAUUAGCUGUAAAGUCUUUAUUUCCGACUCCACUGGUAAAGAAAAUGAAAACCAAAAAAAACAAACCAACCAUAGUAAUUAAAAAGGAGCAUAAAGUCGCAGUUGAAAGUUUACUGAGACAGCAUAGACCAGCAAUAUUAAUUACAUCACAUCAGAUGGCCGGAACACCUCUGAAGACUGAUGUGUUAAGACCAAUGUGAAAUCAUAACUCUUACAGGUUAAAACUGACUUUUGAGGUCUGCCACAGAGGUGGCUGAGCAAAGACUUGCUCAUUAGCAGUCACUUUGCUGUUAGCUGUUCACAUGGCAAAAGAAAACUGAAGAAAUGUAUUCACAGAAAUGGCAUGGCUUGCUUGGCUGAGAAGGCAGGAACUCUUCAGUGCCACUGUCUUCUACACUGGUGUGAGACCAUGGGAUGACACGACCCAGCUGUGAAGCAUUUUUUGGAUACUUUUUAGACAGAUGCUUUUGUCAUUGGGAGAUAAAAAGCUGCCACACUUUGAAAAAAAAAUGCAUUUUAGUAUGUUCUCUUUAUUACUAUUCUGUAGUACCAGUCAUUUUCAAAGGUCGUGUUGUUGAACUAUGACUUGUUCCUGAUUUUUUAAAAGGUAAACACGUAUUUUUAGAUACUGCUUCUUUUCUAUACUUUUUGAAAAUGAAAAAGAAAAUGUAAUUGAAAUUAAUCCUCAACAGAUAAUGGCAACUCAGAAUAGCUUAUGCAGUCCGUCUUGUUUUGUUUUUUAUAAUAUAUUAUUGUUAAACUUGAGUUGUAGAACACUGCUGUACUUAGUUUACUUCAUCUUUUCAGACCUCAGCUAUUAUUUUUGAGGAAGAAGGACUGAAAAGAUGAUGAUUUCCAGACUCUUCUAUAAGCGAUUUUGCAAAAAAUUGGGGAUUUUCUCAGACAGGAGUUCAUUUCUGUUUACUAGGAAACAGUGUCUUGCAUUUUAGUCUGUAAAAUUAUAGAAAUCUGUUCUUCUUUGUCUCCAUCUAUGUCACUCCUGAGAACUUACAUGCAGUAAAUAGACAACUAAUGUCUUUCAAAAUCUCAAGAUUUGCUUUAAAAAAAUCAGGAGAGAGAAGGGAAAAAAAACAUCUAAUGAGUUUUUUUCU